Messenger RNA from Diabrotica balteata, 2472 nucleotides. NCBI's taxonomy places the organism in Eukaryota, Metazoa, Arthropoda, Insecta, Coleoptera, Chrysomelidae. The record is from the annotation of a GenBank genome assembly.
AGUCGAUUGUGUAGUUUUAGAGAUUGAACACGAUAUGAGUUUAACAUUUCGUGUAGUAGAAGUUUUUUGUUUAUCUGGAAAACUUUAAACAUGUACGAUCUAAUUUUGAAGAAAAAUAAGAACGAUAAUGAUAAAUGGCGGAAAGUCGUAAUAACCGUAACUUGUAUAUUUUUUUGUAUAUGCGUUGCUAUAAUUGUACUAGACAAUACGCUAGGAAUUUUUGACCUGAACGGUUCCAAAAUGAAAAAUUGUUCGGCAAGACAUGGUUACCGCAAAAUUUCAAAGCCGUUGACAAGUUUUGAAAGUAAUAAUUUUAAACUAAAAGAAACGAAUGGUGAGUGUUCUGUAGGAAUUGAAUCGGAAGGCUGUGCUAUUAGCUGUGAUGGAGUGACUGUACAAGAUAUAUUGAAAAGUGAUUUUGAUAUCUGCGGUGGAAGAAACGUAAUACUUACACUUAAGAGUUUAUCCAUUCCUAAUGGCAAAUUAGAGGAAGGAUGGUUAAAUGGCUUUCCCCUUCCAGUAAAAUCGCUCCAAAUCUCAGAAAGUGUAGAUGAAUUAGGGGAACGGGUUUUUAGUGGUGUUCCUUUUCAAAGGUUAUCAAUUUUAAUAUUGGACAACACGAAUUUAUCUAAUUUAAAAAAGAGUAGCUUAGAAGGUAGCAAACUUGUUAGAAUGGAGUUCAGGUUCACCGAUACGAGGACAGUUGAUUUUGAGUGGGGAUUUUUACAACCUGUGGCAACUACAUUGAAGGUACUACAAAUACAACGAUGUUAUCUUGAACCUGAGGAUAUCGUAAAUUUAACAGGCACAGGCACAACUUUGCAAAUAGUUGAAUUGGAUAUGAUGUAUAAUUCUAUAGAAUACUUGAAGAAUAACUCAUUUAUUGACAUACCCAGAGUUAGUCAACUGUAUUUAACGGAUUGCAACAUCAAAUAUAUGGAAAAAGAUACAUUCAACGGCAUAGGGCAGGCUUUAAGCUUGCUUAGCAUUAAUAAAAACUCUCUAAGCACAUUACCAAAGGGAAUUUUUAGAGGCUUUCAAUCUACGUCUUCAAAUUUUGGUCUAUAUGACAUUUCAAACAAUCCGUGGAUAUGUGAUUGCGAUCUGCUAUGGUUAAAAUACUUUUAUAUUACUCAUAAAGGAGUUUAUUUUGGCGGCGGCAAAAUUCCGUUUCUUUGUUACACUGAUGAAGGUGCACAAGAUUACAUGAAGGUUGAUUUUUGCCCUAACAAAACGACAACUACAAGUUUUACAACUUUAACAACUUUAAAACCUACUACAGAAACGGCAAUAACUCCAGAACCGACACGAUUGACUUCAAGUUACCAUAGUAGCUUAACUGAUACUGAAACUUCGAGCGAAAUAAUAACCACUGGAAAAUUAACGACUCAAACACCUUUGGAGCCUACUAGUACGAUGUCAAUUAUAUUUAGUGACCCUACUACAGACGUAACUACUAUUACAGAAGCACAAACGACUAAACCUACAGAAUAUAUUAGCAUAACUUGUGAUGACUGCACCAAAAAAAUGUAUAAAAGCUCCAACAUUAAUAGGAUAUACAGCCAUACACUGUCUGUAAGAAACGGAUCCAUUACGUAUGACUUUUACGAGCUAGAGGGCACUCCGAAUUACGAAAUAACUUUACGCAACUCAGUAGACGACGAUUACAUGAUUUGGUUUAACGUGGAUCAACACGAUGAAAGGGGCUGUGAAUAUAAUAUUAAAGAAGUCGUUAAUUUGCAAAAGCUAAGCUUUAAUAAAAAAUAUAUUAUUUGUUUACUAGGAAAAAACGAUUCUACAGUUUCACCCUUUGAUUGCACCUCCCUGGUCGUACCGCCCGAAUGGAGUGAAAAAACUUGGAUUUUUAACAAAGAUAAAGUUCUUUUGAUAGUAAUGUAUGUUAUAACUCUUGUUAUAAUCGUGACAAUAACUGUUUUAAUUGUAUAUUGCAUAAUUAAAAGACACCCAAAACUUAUAAAAUCGAACAAAAAACUGAGUGAAGAAGAAGACGUUAUUUUUAAUAAUAACCAAGGUGUUCCUUCGGUUAAUUCAUUGUACUCAGCAAGCGAUGGGUAUCUUUCACCAAGAAUUUUGACCAGAAGAUGGAGUAGUAGGAAGCUAAGUACCAUCUCGGAAAAAGAUUACGAGGGAUCUUUUAAUGCAGUAUACAACGUGUCAGAAGGUCAUUUAUACGAAGCUCCACCUCUUCCACCUAAUCAUCCGUCCAGGUGGAGACAGUUGGAAUGCGGAAAUGAUUUUUUUCCUUCGUCCAUAUACCUAAAUAGAAGAAACAGCUUUAUUAACGAAAUCAGACAACCCGUCUCCCCAGCACAGGACAAUGUUAGAUCAAAGAGUUUACCUGAAGAAAAUAGCAAAUAUUUUGCAUUUCAUCUUAGCAAAUUAAAGUAGGUUUGAGUACGAUAAAAAACUUUUUAAUUUUCAUUGGAAGAUUUCAAUAAAUAUGUAACUUAC